Messenger RNA from Penicillium paradoxum, 759 nucleotides. Its product is annotated as Mpv17/PMP22 family protein. The coding region runs from base 1 to 759 and encodes 252 amino acids. The transcript has 6 exons. Gene Ontology annotation, cellular component: membrane; cytoplasm. The record is from RefSeq and is a predicted model, not a curated record. NCBI's taxonomy places the organism in Eukaryota, Fungi, Ascomycota, Eurotiomycetes, Eurotiales, Aspergillaceae.
AUGAUCUGCUCUACGAAGAGGAAAGUCCUGGAUGGACUCAACAAGAGAUACAUCUACGGUCGCGUGCCUUUAUUGCACACGAUCAUCUUCCUCAUCGAGAUGGCAGUAGCAGCACGGCUUGCUGCCAAAUUCAACACAUACUAUGCUGAAAAGCCAGUGCUGACGACAAUGGUCACCAACGCUGUGCUUGGUGGAGUUGCUGAUACCGUUGCGCAACUGAUUACGGCCUUCCGGACCCGCCGAACCCGCACAAGUGGCGAUGACUUCCUUUCAAUAGAGAUCCACGACUUGGACAAGCAGAAACCCCCUGCUGUAGGGGAGCUGGGAUAUGCCCGGACCUCAUCACCGCCAUUUGACUUUGAGCGGUUGACGAGAUUUAUGGCUUAUGGUUUCUUCAUGGCGCCGGUGCAGUUCCAGUGGUUUGGCUUUUUAUCUAGAGCAUUCCCUCUCACCAAGAGAAACCCGACUGCCCCGGCUUUCAAGCGUGUUGCCUUUGACCAGUUGAUAUUUGCACCAUUUGGUCUGGCGUGCUUCUUCACCUACAUGACGAUCGCCGAGGGUGGUGGUAGAAGGGCAUUAACACAAAAGUUCCGUGAUGUCUAUUUACCAACCCUGAAGGCCAACUUUGUGCUCUGGCCAGCAGUGCAGAUCCUCAACUUCCGCGUUGUUCCCAUUCAAUUCCAAAUUCCCUUUGUCUCAACCAUUGGUAUUGCGUGGACCGCAUACCUCUCCCUAACAAAUUCCUCUGACGAGUCCUAA